UAGACUGGUAGUCCUAAUGUCUGUUAUGGGAGAAGCAGCAUGACCGGAAGUUCAAAAAGAUGCAGCUUCUUGGCUUUUCUCCUGUUAGCCUUCACCCUCAACACCUGGUAGCCGAAAUAUGAACAAAGUAGGGAGAAAGUAGGGAAACAUUUUUAAAAAGCCACUAAAAAACAGACCUAAUACUGCACAAAACUCUCACAACUCUCCUCCACAGGAGUCGUUCCCUUCGUCCUGUCUGUCCCUCGUAAGUAUUAUCUGAUCCAACAGGGAAAAACAUGGACUGAUGCUCAGGCUUACUGCCGAGCCACGCAUACCGACCUGGCCACCAUUGAAACCACCAAAAACAUGAUUCGAAUUCAGUUUGUAGCACAGAGUGCAAAUUUCAGAUCCAGCGCUUGGAUUGGUCUUUACAACGAUGUCAACAGCUGGCGCUGGUCGAUGGGUAAUGCGCCACUAGGAAGUUUGAGAAUGUGGUCUUCCCCUAAUCCUGACAACUGGCAUUCAGAAGAAUACUGUGCUGGGACAAGCCCAUGGGGCUGGAAUGACGCAUCAUGUACAAUACUGUUUCCUUUUGUCUGCUUUGAUGACACUAAAGCUGGCACCAACAAGUACAUUUACUACUCUAGUCUACAGACUUGGCCUGAUGCUCAGAGCUACUGCAGACAGCAUCACACAGACCUGGCCAGUGUGAGAAACGAAACAGAGAACUCUAUUAUAUACGCAAUGGUCUAUGGGGAAACUUGGUUCGGUCUGUUCAGAGACUCCUGGAAGUGGUCAGACAAGACCAACUUCACUACCAUUACACAGAUACCUGGACAACUAGAUAACGCCAUGGGAAAUGAAAAUUGUGUUUCUCUAACUAAUGGCCAGGCAGCUGAUGAGCCAUGCUCAUACAUAAAACCUUUCUUCUGUUACUCAGUAAUCACAGGACAAAAACAGAUCAUAAGGGUGAAGGUCCAGUCCAAUCAGGAUGUGAAUGAUCCUGCAGUAAAGGUGGUCGUCUUGGAUAAGAUUAGGCAAAAACUCAAUGGGUACGUCACAGUGAAAUGGAGAGAGCAACCAGAUGGACUGGUGUUUAACAAGAUUAAAGAAGAUACUCCGCUACUCCUGAGAUGCCAGUGAUCCUGACCCCUUCUGCUCUCCAGACGUGCCUGAUCCAUCCUAAUGCCCUACUUCUGCUUGGAGUUCUUGUCACUUGGAAAUCACUUGCUGUUGCUGAGGAUGGCCCACAUGGACAGCCUGAAGAUACAUGAGAUUACUGAGGAUGGUGCCACUUAAAAACCAUGAAGAUGGCUCUGGACUUCAACUGAUAUGAACAGUCUUGCUAUGAUAGCUUUAGGACUGCAAUUACCACAUGCAGUUUUGCACUCAGGUCUCCAUCAGUGAACAGUUGAUAACUUCAACAAAAUAGGCUUCAUGUGAAAACUGUGAUGAAUUUACUGGUUCCACAAUUACUAUAUUUAUUAUAUUAUUACUCUGCACUAUUUGUCCAUGUUGUACACAGUUAUAGAAGGGAAUGAAUUAUAAUCACUAUCCGUGUCACCCAGAUGAGGAUGGUUCCUCUCAAGGUUUCUUCCUUCUUUCUCUCAUCUCAGGGAGUUUUUCAUCACCACCGUCACCUCUGGCUCGCUCAUUAGGGAUAAAUUUAUAAAUUUAUAUCUUGAGUUUAGAUAUGUCUGUAAAGCUGCUUUGUGAAAAUGUCCAUUGUUAAAAGUGCUACACAAAUAAAAUUGAAUUGAACUGAACUGAUGUCUUGUUCAGGAGGAACCUAAUUAAAAUUUUAAACUGGGAGAACAAACAUGUGCAAAUGCGACUCUCAGCCUGCUGCACUGACCUUCCACUUUUUUGCAUGUUUCUCCCUAAAAUGCAUAUGGAUGAGGAAGAAAAGUGCACAUUGCAUGUUGC
Pangasianodon hypophthalmus (striped catfish) is the source of this 1905-nucleotide messenger RNA. RefSeq names its product putative C-type lectin domain family 20 member A. The transcript has 5 exons. Bases 346 to 1122 code for a protein of 258 amino acids. Lineage: Eukaryota; Metazoa; Chordata; Actinopteri; Siluriformes; Pangasiidae. The record is from RefSeq and is a predicted model, not a curated record.